GUCGCCCUAGAUCGGGGAAUUGGGAAUCCCUUAUUUACCCCCCUCCCCCCGGUCUUUCGUUCUCUCCCACGAAACUCUUGAUCGGAACAACGCAGGAUCGUCCAUUUAAUUGAAGAUAAAUGGAUUUAUGGGCUAAUCUUAAUAGAGAUCUCUUACAGCUAAUUGCUGAAAAGAUAACUUGUCACACAGAUGUUCUUCGCUUUGGUGCCACAUGUAAACAAUGGCGUUCUAUUGUUACAAACAGCCUUCACUUUCUUCCUCCAAACCUCCCCAUAUCCUUAUGUCUCCCAAUUCAAAAACCCCUUCCAUUGCUAAUGCAGUGUCCUAUUGAGGAUAAAUUGGGAAGCAUCAAUUUCCUUUCAGUUUCUGAUAUGAAAAGUUAUGGUAAAUUCCUUGUGCCAGAACUAAAUAACAAGGUGAUUGCUGGAUCCUCUAAUGGUUGGUUGCUCACAGUUGAGCUGAAUAGUCAAGAAAUUAAGCUCUUAAAUCCUUUAACAAGGAAUCAAAUUCCCCUUCCAUCCCUAUCCACGCUUGAAAACCCUGAAGGUGAAGAUUUUGGAUUCAUACUGAAAGCCAUAAUAUCGUCCAAUGCAAACAAGAGAAACUUGGGUGAUGACUGCAUUGUUAUGGCAAUCAUCUCAGAAUUGUCGAUCCUAUCUUUCUGUAGGCCAGGAGAUGACAAGUGGACUUAUGUCAAUCAAUAUACGUUCAAUCUCUAUGAUGUCAUACCAUACAAGGGUCAGUUCUUUGCUAUUAAUGAAACUGGGACGACAGUUGCUUAUGAUGUCUCAAAUGAUGAUGUUAAAAUGAAACUCAUUGCAAAGGGAGAUUACAGUCCUAGGAGGAGAUAUUUAGUCGAAUCAACAUCAGGAGAGUUGCUUCAUGUUGAAAGAGUUUUAGAUGAACAGACUGAAACUUUUACUACAAACUUUAUUGUAUACAAGCUUGAAUCUAGAGAAGGAUUACUUGAAUGCGAGCUCUGUUGGGUUGAGUCGGAGAGCUUAGGAGAUCAAGCAUUGUUCUUGGGACUCAAUUGCUCGCUUUCAUUGCCCGCACAAUCUUUUCGAGGAUGCAAAAGCAAUUGCAUUUACUUUACGGAUGAUAUUGAGUAUUUAGAUUCUUCGUACGACAUGGGUGUGUAUGAUUUAGAAGAUAGAAAGAUUCAAAUGUUCGGGGACAUGGACAAGUGUUUCUCUUUUCCACCGAUUUGGAUUUCUCCAAAUCCUUGGUAGGGGCUCAAUAAUCCAUUUUUGUAUUACAGAAUGUCUUUCCUUCGCUUGAUUGAUAUUGCUUGAUGUUUUCUGUCUCUGUUGAAUAAUAUUAGCUGGAAAAAGUGUGAAAUAAUUCAGUGUCAAUCUCCAAGUUUGUUUUUGUUUUUAAGUAUAUUGUUAAUAUUUGGAGGGUACUACUUGCACA
Messenger RNA from Asparagus officinalis (garden asparagus), 1416 nucleotides. Its product is annotated as F-box protein SKIP23-like. Lineage: Eukaryota; Viridiplantae; Streptophyta; Magnoliopsida; Asparagales; Asparagaceae. The transcript has 2 exons. The record is from RefSeq and is a predicted model, not a curated record. The coding region runs from base 120 to 1232 and encodes 370 amino acids.